Malania oleifera is the source of this 771-nucleotide messenger RNA. RefSeq lists its product as uncharacterized. The coding region runs from base 69 to 566 and encodes 165 amino acids. The transcript has a single exon. NCBI's taxonomy places the organism in Eukaryota, Viridiplantae, Streptophyta, Magnoliopsida, Santalales, Ximeniaceae. Gene Ontology annotation, cellular component: chloroplast thylakoid. The record is from RefSeq and is a predicted model, not a curated record.
CGUGAGCAAUACGGAGAAAUUUACUCAAAACAAUUGUGAGGCCACAAACGAGGCUUCAACUUAAAACAAUGUCUUCCACUUGCACAGCCUCUGCCCUCCUCCACACUCUCCCGCUCCGGCGGGUGCACAAGGCGACCUGCUCCUCCUGCGCGGCGACGCCUCGCUCCCCCGUCCUCACCCUCGGGAGGCGGCCAUGUUUAUUCGUGCUAACGGCGGCGACUUUGCUGAGAGCUAGAGAGUCGCCGGUGAAGGCGGAAGACAUCCCACUCUUCGGACUCAGAAAGAAGCUGAAAAAGGUCGAACAGGAGGCGGAGGAGAUUCUGAAGGAAGGGUUCGACACGGCGGAAAAGGGGAUCGAAACGGCUGAGAGGGGGAUCGAAACGGCGGAAAGGGGGAUCGAAACGGCUGAAAGAGGGAUCGAAACGGUGGAGAGAGAGGUCGAGACGGCGAUCAGUUUCGGAGGGUUAGCGCAGGCAGGAGCGGUGGCGGGAACGGAGGCUGUGGGUAUAUUGGCUGCUACGUCUCUUGUGAAUGAGAUUCUAGGGCCCGAAGGCCAGAAAUCAUGAUAAGAAUUUAUUCUGUACUGUAUCGCGAAAUGGUGUUUGGAAUGUUAGAUUUAAUUUGCUGCUGUUAAUUAAUUUGGGGUUUAAUUAUGGCUUUGUAUGUAUAAUAGAUGGAUGGAGUUCAUUUUUUCUGUACCCUUUAAUUGACUGGAGUUCAUCACAUUGUAAUCAUUAAUCUUUCUCAAUACUUCGAUAGUAUUGUUGCUGA